Molecule: messenger RNA, 822 nt
Organism: Periconia digitata
Lineage: Eukaryota; Fungi; Ascomycota; Dothideomycetes; Pleosporales; Periconiaceae
Source: the annotation of a GenBank genome assembly
AUGGCUGAAAACGAUCCGCGCGCAAAUGACCCGCGAUCAGAGGAAUCGAAGUCCAAGGACUUGAUCUCGAGAGGCGACCACACACCUACUCCAUUCGGCAAAGCCGUCUUCUUCCUCGCUCGCGCUGCAGACCCUUUUCUACAGUACUCGAUCCUCGCACAUGGCCUCGGCACAGGAUUGCUCCAUCGAGUAGGAAUACGCACGCUUCCAGCUGGGCUCCCUGCACACACCGGGAUAUCCUUGAUUGAUGGACUGGAACUUUCGCCGUACAGACUGGUGCUGUUGGGGAUGGCGGUUGGCAGUGCAGUAAAGCAGAACAUUUGGGUGACGCUGUUGUCGGGCGAGCCCAUGGCUACGCACAACUCUCUGGCAGUGGGCGCCUUCAAUACCGUGUUCAACAGUCUGAGCACCUACGCUUUUCUCAUCCGCGCGACCUCGGCGUCUAUGGAAUCGGAUUUUCCUCAGCCAGCGCUUCUAGUGGGGGGCGCGCUCUACGUGACCGGCAUCUUGACUGAGCUUGUCGCUGAAAUACAGCGUAAACGAUUCAAGGCUGAUCCGAAGAACAAAGGGAAGAUUUAUACCGGGGGUCUAUGGCAGUUUGCCAGGCAUAUAAACUAUGGAGGCUAUACGCUCUGGCGAGCUGGAUAUGCACUUGUAGGAGGCGGAUGGGGGUUGGGAGCUCUUGUUGGAGCCUUCUUCUUCUGGGACUUUUCGCAAAGAGCUGUCCCUGUGCUGAGCGAGUACUGCGAAAAGAGGUAUUCCAACGACUGGAAGAAGUUCACGGAGCAGACCAAGUACCGACUCAUACCUGGCGUCUAUUAA